Penicillium nucicola is the source of this 870-nucleotide messenger RNA. RefSeq lists its product as uncharacterized. Lineage: Eukaryota; Fungi; Ascomycota; Eurotiomycetes; Eurotiales; Aspergillaceae. The coding region runs from base 1 to 870 and encodes 289 amino acids. The transcript has a single exon. The record is from RefSeq and is a predicted model, not a curated record.
AUGGCGGGAAUUGUCAACAGCCCGCUUUCUCUCUUCCGAAAGCCAGACUCUUCAAAGCCUCUUCAUGCUCGAUGGGGCGAUGUGUCCAUCUCUGUGCCGACAGAUGGAUCAUGGAACCAGUAUGACAACCCUCAUCGACCAGUGACUGAAACGCAAGCAUACGGACCAGGAUAUGUCCCCGAUUGCUCUCCCCAAGACCGAAAUCCUCGUCCUGGCAAGGAGGAUGACCCAGACGACGAUACUCGGAGUGUUUCAAGUAUAGAAUCAACUGUCUCGCGUCGAAAAUCACUGUCACUGGGAGCCUUGCGACCGGGUCGACUCUCUGUCCGCCUAGCCUCGCGCCCCAAACAUCUACGAGGCGAAACGGCAUCAGAGCGAGAUACCCAGCGCGCGGAACAAAAGAGAACAGAGUUUGCGUACAAGCCCAUUCAACAUGACUAUACCUCCGAGGUAGUUGAACAAUCAGCAAACAAUCGGUUCAAGUAUAUCCCCACUCAGGGACGGUAUCUUGAAGGGUCGAGUUCUCGCUCUGGCGCACCGCGCAGUCAAUCAGUCAGCUCCUAUCGAACAUCAUAUUCUCGGCGAGAAUCCCUAGCCGAAUCCAUCAGUGAACGAGAUGAUAGUUACGAGCGUGACUAUGUUCCUUCUCAGCAUCAGAUGGCUCGCGGAAGCGCUUACAUCGAGGAUGACCGGCGGAGUCUCCGCUCCAGUCUUGGAGACAGCUCGGACAGUUCUAGUGGACGGCGCAAUAUCGGUCUGCCGCCCCGACGUAAUACGUCGCCUUUUGUGGCGGCUGAUCGGCGAAGGAUGUCCUCUGCUAAGCCGAUGACUUUGGCAAUGGUUCCUGACCCGGAUGAAAUCUAUGAGUGA